This is a messenger RNA of Aspergillus terreus NIH2624, 2061 nucleotides long. RefSeq lists its product as uncharacterized. Bases 1 to 2061 code for a protein of 686 amino acids. Lineage: Eukaryota; Fungi; Ascomycota; Eurotiomycetes; Eurotiales; Aspergillaceae. The transcript has 2 exons. Gene Ontology annotation, biological process: fatty acid beta-oxidation using acyl-CoA oxidase; lipid homeostasis. Gene Ontology annotation, cellular component: peroxisome. The record is from RefSeq and is a predicted model, not a curated record. Gene Ontology annotation, molecular function: fatty acid binding; acyl-CoA oxidase activity; FAD binding.
AUGGCGCCCCAGACAAAGCAAAUGGCCCUCCUGGCGCAUGCCAGAGAAAACUCCACCUUCGACUCCCAGAAGUUGACCACCAUCAUCUAUGACAACGAGGAGAAUGUCGCAUCCCGUCGAGCAGCGUUUGCACGCGUGGAAGCCGCACUGGGACUGGACGAUAACAUGAAACUCCCCCGUCUCUACGAAGGACUCGACCGCGAAGGGCUGUACAUCGAAGGCGUCCGGCGCGCCCGAGCGACGACGCAAGACAUGCUCGCGCAUAACCACGAGCAUUUCAAGUCGCUGACGGAGCGGUAUCACCUCGCCAACUCCUCUCCCUUUGGGAUGAACUUCCUCAUGUUCCGCAAGACGAUCGAACUGCAGGCCACCGAUGCGCAGAAGCGUUACUGGCUGCCACUCAUUGACCAGAUGAAGGUAAACGGCGCAUAUGUUCAGACAGAACUCGGGCACGGCACUUUCGUUCGCGGGAUCGAGACGACGGCUACAUUCGACGAGACCUCGGGCGGGUUCAUCAUCGACUCGCCCACGCUGACCGCGACGAAAUACUGGCCCGGGGGUCUGGGGAUCAGCUGCACGCAUGUUGUCGUGGCUGCACGGCUCCGCACGCAUGGACAGGACCACGGGAUGCAUUGGUUUGUCGUGCAGAUCCGGUCCUUGGAGGACUAUGCGCCCGUCGAAGGGGUGGAGCUGGGCGAUGUCGGCAUGAAGAUGGCGUAUAACGGAACGUGUAAUGGAUAUGCCCGGUUCCGCCGUCUGCGUGUGCCGCGCGACAGCUUGUUGGCUGCUCAUGCCGAGGUCCUCCCGGACGGAACGUACAUCUGCCGGUCGAAUCCUGCGGAGCUGUCUAAGCGCCUCUAUGCGACGAUGCUGGACGUUCGGUGUGUCAUGAUCAAGUGUGCUGGGUUCAGUCUCGCGCAGGCGCUCACGGUCACGACGCGCUACUCUGUGGUCCGUGAGCAGGGGAAGCCAAUGUUUGCGAACGGGGAUGCGCCGGAAGUUGCGCUUCUGGCGUACAAGUCCCAGCACUACCGGCUCCUGACGCUCAUCUCGCAGGCGUAUGCGAUCCUGUUUGCUUCCAAGUCGUUUGACGAGGUGUAUCAUGGCUUCGUCCCGGAACGAGCCAGGGGCCACCUCGAUCGACUGUCCUAUAUCCACGGGCUGAGCACGGGAUUGAAGGCUUGGGCUACGACUAUCGCCAGCGCCGGUGCAGAAGAAGCGAGGAAAAUGUGCGGGGGGCAUGGAUAUGUUGCGUUGUCGGGUCUCCCGGACAUGGUGGCUACGGUGUCUGCGACGGCGACCUUCGAGGGGGAUAACUAUGUGAUGUGGCAGCAGCUGGUGCGAUAUCUCUUCAAGCAGAUACACGCAUCUUGUUCUGCGGCGGCCGUCGAUGCUGAGAUGCAGGAGUACCUGGAGGGUCUCAAGCCCUACCUCCGCGAGAAGGGAUCGAGAUUUCAGCCAAAUACGGACCGGCUGUACGACCCUGCGACACUGCUAUCAAUCUUUCGACACCGCUCGCAUCGCCUCCUCGCCAUGGCUCACGUGCUUGUGACUCGAGAAUCAGAAGAAACCACCCUAGCGGACGCGUGGAACAAGCACAUGAUGAUCCUUCUGUCAGCAGGACAUGCAUACGCCGAAUACAUCAUCCUUCGUGCGUUCCAGGACUGGGCCAGCAAGGUCCAAACGAUAGAACCGAGUCUCCAUCUGCCCGUUUCCCGACUGUGCACAUUAUUCGCCUUGACGACAAUCGUCAGCCCGGUUUCCACCUUUUAUGCUGUUCCGUUCACAGAGGAUGGGGUGUUGUCACUUGAUCAACUCAUGCACAUGCGCGCAACCAUCAACGACCUCCUUGCCCUCCUUUUGCCCGAUAUUGUCGCCCUGACGGAUGCCUGGGACUUUACAGACGCCAGCCUCUGCAGCGCUCUUGGCUGUCGAGACGGGAACGCGUACGAGCGACUGAUGAGUUGGACGAGGCAGCUGCCGGUCAACCACGGCGACGUCGGCGGCAAGUUCUGGGACGGCGAGGCGGGGAUUGGGAACGUCCUCAGGACGAAGCUGUAG